Molecule: messenger RNA, 4422 nt
Organism: Catharus ustulatus (Swainson's thrush)
Lineage: Eukaryota; Metazoa; Chordata; Aves; Passeriformes; Turdidae
Gene: CARNS1
Product: carnosine synthase 1
Exons: 10
Coding region: 978-3788 (936 amino acids)
Biological process (GO): carnosine biosynthetic process
Molecular function (GO): ATP hydrolysis activity; ATP binding; carnosine synthase activity
Source: RefSeq, a predicted model, not a curated record
GUGCUGGUGCCGGGGGGGCGGGAGCACAGGGAUGGGGGUCGGGGUGUGUGUGCACACCUGUGACAGGGCGCAGGUGACAGGUGGGUGAUGACGAUCAUGGCACGGUGUGGGUGACAGGGUUCAGGUGACAGUGCAGUGGCACGGUGCAGGUUAUGCGAUCUGGGUGGCAGUGCGGGUGACAGGGUGCAGGUGACAGGUAGGUGAUGUGCAUGACAAGUUGUGGAUGACAGUGCAGGUGACAGAGGCAGGUGACAGAGGCAGGUGACAGGGUGCUGGUGAUGGUGCAUGUCACAGAGUGGGUGACGAUGUGUGUGACAGGCUGUGGGUGACAGGUACAGGUGACAAGACGCGGGUGAUGGUGCGGGUGACGGUGUGUGCACGACAAGUUGUGGGUGACAGGGUGCAUGUGACAGUUCAGGUGACAGACAAUGAGGGUGGCAGGGCGCAGGGGGUGGCGCGGGUGACAGGGAGCGGGUGACAGCGCGUGCAGGACCCUGCGGCGCGGUAGCCGCGCUGGUGGCCCCGUGCCUGCCGGUGGCGGUGACGGUGACAGUGACAGUGACGCCGCGGGCAGCUGGAACUAAGCCGGGGGACGUGCGGGUUGGCAGCUCCGCCACGCUGGGAUCAGGGGGACAGGGCGGGGGGGAGGACGAGGGGCGUGUCCAGCCCGGGGACGCAGGACGGGGGACAGGAGAACCCCGUCGGGCUGAGCCACCCCCCGGGUCCCGCUGCAGCAGCUCGCUAGGGGACAGAGACACGGACAGGGGUGCCAGCGCCUGGCGCGAGGUGGCAGAGGGGACAAUGAGGCUCUGUGUCGCCUAAUCCGGGGCACGGGGCCGGGGGUUGGCACCCCGGAGUGGCGCGGGGGGGUUUAAAGGCCAGACCGGCCGGUGUCCCCUGUGCCAGGCGUCCCCGAGCCCUCGUCCCCUGCGCGCUCUCAGGCCAAGGCUCCCUCCCCAAGCCCCUCUGUCACCCGGAUGCUCUCCACGUCCCAGCCGAGCCCGGUGCCGAUGCCCAGCCCGGAGGAGCAGGAGUGGGCAGGGCCCGAGGCGCUGUGCCCGGGCUGGCUGGAGGACGAGGCCCCCGAUGGCGAAGUGCCCGGGGACAGCGCGGACCCCGACUGUGCCACCCACGCCUACGAGCGGCUCCAGAGCGCCCUGUGCCAGGAGGGGCUGCCCCCCACGCUGGACUGCUCCGCCGAGCCCCGCACGGGAUUUGGCCCUCUGGACAUGACCGUUUGCAUCCUGGGCUCCCCCACCCCCUUCCUGCCUGUCCUGCUGGAAGGUGGCACCCGCUGCCCAGGUGCCAUGGUGCUGUGCUUGUCCCCGACCUGGGCCAGCCGGGUGCCAUCGGAGACGUCCCCAGGCGCCUGGUCGCUGCUGCUCUCCCGGGGGGUCUCCUUCAAGGUGGGGGGGCACAGCGUCCUGGAGACCUUCGCACCCCCCCGCCGCGCCAACUACGUGACGGGCACCUUCGCGCCGGGGGACCCCGAAGGCGGCUGGGUGGGCGAGCUGGCCCGUGACCUCGACUGCCCCACGGGGGGCUCGGUCCCGCUCGCCCACCGGCUCCAGGACGCGCUGGUGGCCCGCUGGGUGCUGGCGGCUCGCGCCAACCUGCCCGUGCCCCCCACCCUGGCCUUUGUCCUGGGGGCCAGGGGGGACCUGCCCGCCGAGCCCAUGGCCCCCGGGGUGAGGCUGGUGCGGCUGGAGGACCCCCAGGGCCAGCAGAGCCUGGUGCAGGAGGAGGUGGGCGCCUUCCUGGGGGGCACCGCCAUGGAGCCCUACGGCCAGGUGGUGGUGCGGCCGGCGGGGUGGCGGUGGUGGGGGACAGGCAUCCGCAGCACCCACGGGAAGGAGGAGGGGGCGGCGGUGGCGCAGGCGGUGGGUGCCCGGCUCCGGGGGCUGACGGAGGAGGACAGCGUCCUGCUGGAGGCCAUGGUGCCCACCGCCCGCCUGCCCGUGCCCCCCCCACGCAGCCCAGCCCCGCGGCUGCCCAUGGCCCUGCGCAUCUGCACCCUCGUCUGCAGGUCCUGGGGGGACCGGCCCCAGCUCUGCCAGGUGGCCUGCGCCGUGGGACGCGCGGAGAGCCCGGUGCGUCACGGCGCGGCGCUGCCCCAGGGCCUGGACUCCAGCCUACAGCAGUGGGGGGUGGUGGCCCCCAGCCAGCGACAGGCGCUGGCCACGCGGCUGCGGGAGGCCACCGAGGCCGCCAUGGCCGCCCUCCUGGCCACCGAGGCCGAGCUGAGCCCGCAGCAGCGCGGUGGCACCCGUGCACACACCGACAUCCUGGGCGUGGACUUCCUUCUGGCGUGCGUGGAUGACGCGCUGGAGCUGGUGGCCCUGGCCACCAACAGCCAGCGGUGCCUGGAGACCUGCAUGCUGGCCGAGGCCAUGGGACGCAGCGUGGGCGAGCCCUGCGGGGACCUGCCGCGGCUGCUGGCCGAGGCCAUGCUGCACCGGGCGCAGUGUCACCUGGUCGAGGGCAAGGACAUCCUGCUCAUCGGGGCCGGGGGCGUCAGCAAGAGCUUCGUGUGGGAGGCGGCCCGCGACUACGGGCUGAGGAUCCACCUGGUGGAGUCGGACCCGGAGCACUUCGCGGCGGGGCUGGUGCAGACCUUCCUGCCCUACGACAGCCGGGAGCACAGGCGGGACGAGGAGCACGCGGAGCGGGUGCUGGAGCUGCUGCGCUCCCGGGGGCUGCGGCCCCACGCCUGCCUCUCCUACUGGGACGACUGCGUGGUGCUGGCGGCCCUGGUGUGCCAGGGGCUGGGGCUGCGCGGCCCCGCGCCCGCCGCCGUGCGGGUGGCCAAGCAGAAGAGCCGCACGCACCGGCACCUGCAGCGCUGCCGCCGCGGCCGCCCGCCGCCCGCCGCCUUCGCCGUGCCCUGCCGCCGCCUGCAGAGCCACGGCGACGUGGAGCGGGCGGCGGGCGCCGUGCCCUUCCCCGCCGUGGCCAAGCUGGAGUUCGGCGCGGGCGCCGUGGGCGUGCGGCUGGUGGAGAACGCCGGGCAGUGCCACGCUCACGCCGCCCGGCUCUGGAGGGACCUGCGCGACGACGCCGACCACCCGGGCAUCGGGCUGGGCUGGGGCAACGCCAUGCUGCUCAUGGAGUACGUGCCGGGCACCGAGCACGACGUGGACCUGGUGGUCUUCGAGGGGCGGCUGCUGGGCGCGUGGGUGUCGGACAACGGCCCCACGCGUGUCCCCGCCUUCCUGGAGACGGCGGCCUGCCUGCCCUCCUGCCUGCCCGCCGACCGGCAGGCGCAGCUGGUGCGGGCGGCGCUGGAAUGCUGCCGGGCGUGCGGGCUGCGCGACGGCGUCUUCAACGUGGAGCUCAAGCUGGGGCCGGCGGGGCCGCGCCUGCUGGAGAUCAACCCCCGCAUGGGGGGCUUCUACCUGCGCGACUGGAUCCGCGAGGUCUACGGCCCCGACCUGCUGCUGGCCGCCGUGCUGGUGGCGCUGGGCGUGCCGCCGGUGCUUCCCGCUCGCCCCGCGCCCCGCACGCACCUGGCCGGGGUGAUGUGCCUGGGCUCGGAGCACGGCGAGACCCUGGCGGGCGGCGGCGGCAUGGAGGCUCUGCGGGAGCUGCACGGCCGCGGGCUCGUCCGCCUCAACCGGCUCUUCGAGGAGCCCGAGGGGGCCGGCGAGUACGAGGAGCCGCUGCUGAGCGUGGCGUGCGCCGGGGCCACGCUGAGCGAGGCCUGCGAGCGCCUGCUGGGGCUCUGCCAGGGGCUGGGCAUCGACUCCCCGCGGUAUCCCGUGGAGCAUUUCUUGUCCCACUUCAAAUAGCGCCGGGCAGGCAGCGGGGAGAGCGGGGGAAUGGGUGCCCCGGCACAUCCCGGCACCCCCUCCCGCCGCCCCGCCGCCCCUCCCCGGCAUCCCCCCAGCACCCGGUCCCGUUGUCCCCCUUCUCCCGCGGCCUGGCACACCAUGUCCUGGCAGCUCCGUAGCACCCUGGAUCCCAGUUUGUCCUGCCACCCCAUUGCGUGGCAUUCCCCUUCAUUCUGUCAGCCCAUCCCCUGGCAUCCCCUCACUCCCUUGGAAGCCCAUCCCCUGGCAUCCUGAUAUCCCACCCACUGGGAUCCUCCUAUUAACCUGGCACUCCAUCCCGACUUUCCUGGUGCCCCAUCCCCUGGCAUCCUGAAACCCUGUCUCCUGGUGUCCCCCCCACUACUCUGACACCCCAGUUCCUAGCAUGCCCCAUGUCCUGGCACCAGAUUCCCUGGUAUCCCCUUCCAUCCUGGCACUUCAUCCUUCCAUCACACUCACACCCCUCACCCUAAGAUUCCCCCUCUCCCAAUCCAGACACCCCAUCCCCCUGUCCUAGCACCCCAUUCCCUGGUUCCCAGCAUUCCCCCUUUUCUCCCCUGUCCCUCCCUGUGCCCCCUGCCCUGUCCCUACAGCCUCUACCCCCAGUGUCCCC